This is a messenger RNA of Thunnus maccoyii (southern bluefin tuna), 1764 nucleotides long. Its product is annotated as trace amine-associated receptor 13c-like. Lineage: Eukaryota; Metazoa; Chordata; Actinopteri; Scombriformes; Scombridae. The record is from RefSeq and is a predicted model, not a curated record. The coding region runs from base 769 to 1764 and encodes 331 amino acids. Gene Ontology annotation, biological process: G protein-coupled receptor signaling pathway. The transcript has 2 exons. Gene Ontology annotation, molecular function: trace-amine receptor activity. Gene Ontology annotation, cellular component: membrane.
AGGUAUAACAUAUAUCAGGCUUUGGAUACACACACACAAUACUUGUAAGUUGGAUCGAUUCAUUGAUGGUUCGGCUCUGCACAUAAGAUUUGUUGACAAUAUAGAAAAUCGCCAGCUUUAUCCUUUAAACCAACACCUUCAAAAAUAGUUGCAAAGUGAGUAGAUCAACAUGGUGGAUCCACGUUUCAUGAAGAAACACAAAUGAACCUUGUUGUAUAAAGAUGUUCUGAAAGUUGUCAAAAUAGACAAAAUAGACAGGCAAAGUGAUGAGGAUGAUGAAGGUGUGAUGUGCAGAGUGAGGGAGGAGGGACAUCAAGAUCAAAACAGGGGUGUCUGCAGAGGGGUCCAUGCAGACCCUUGCGGAUAUGGGCGGACAACAAAAUUUACAUCUCACGGACCAGCGUGGACCCUCGUCGCCACCAAUUCAUGCAGAAUUCAUGCAGGAAGCAUGAAUUGGCCUUUAGUGUCAGGUGUGCAACUAUGCCAUCUGUGGAUUUAAAGAGAGUCAUUCCCUCACUGCUGCAUGAGAUGUACUUUGCAUAGAUGAAUAAGAAAAUAAAUAAAUAAAACAUGGGUUAAGUGAAAAAAGGGCAGAGGUGGGACAAAUGAAGAUGAUGAAGGUGUGUUGUGUAGAUUGAGGGAGGAGCGAUAUCGCAGUCCAACAGGGACUAAGACGGUUGGGGAAAGAGAAUGUGAAGAGAAAGUGGUUGUAUGACUCAGAGUUCUAGUCAGAAAGCUGCCAGAGCUGCGGCUCUCUCAUGAUCUCUGAUGAUGGAGGUCCAGGAAGGAGCGGAGCUCUGCUUUCCACAACUCCUCAACACCUCCUGCAGAAGGUCAACAUCUUCUGGAUCUGAAGUUGUGUUUCGGAUCAUUCUGCUGUCCUCCUUCUCUCUGCUCACUGUGGCUCUCAACCUGCUCGUCAUCAUCUCGGUCUCCCACUUCAGGCAGCUCCACACACCCACCAACCUCCUCCUCCUCUCUUUGGCUGUAUCAGAUAUUCUCGUGGGCCUCGUGCUGAUACCAGGAGCAGUUCUCCCACAAACAUCCUGCUGGUUUCUUGGUGAUCUCAUGUGUUCUCUGUUUAAUUAUGUGGCCUUCACCAUUACCUCUUCCUCAGUAGGAGACAUGGUGCUCAUAUCAGUUGACCGCUAUGUGGCUAUUUGUAACCCUCUGCAUUACACCACCAGAAUCACUGUGAGAAGAGUUAAACUCUGUGUUUGUCUGUGUUGGCUCUUUUCUGCUCUCUUCAGCAUUUUCUUUACAAAGGAUGAACUGACUCAACCAGGUAAGUAUAAUUCCUGUCACGGAGAGUGUGUGUUUGUCAUUGACUAUAUUUCAGGACUUGUUGAUCUUGUUCUGACCUUUAUUGUUCCAGUUACUAUCAUCAUAAUCUUGUAUAUGAGAGUGUUUGUAGUGGCUGUGUCUCAGGCUCGUGCAAUGCGCUCUCACAUUGCAGCUGUGACACUCCAGGUUUCACUGACUCUAACAUCAAAGAAAUCUGAGUUGAAAGCAGCCAGGACUCUUGGUAUUCUUGUAGUUGUGUUUCUAAUAUGUUUCUGUCCAUAUUAUUGUGUUUCUCUUGCAGGGGGCGACACUUCAUUCACUAAUCCAUCUGCAUUCUUUUUGGGUAUUCUGUAUUAUUUGAACUCCUGCCUGAACCCUGUGAUAUAUGCCUUGUUCUACCCCUGGUUCAGAAAAGCUAUUAAACUCAUUGUGACUCUUCAGAUACUGCAGCCUGGCUCCUGUGAUGCCAACAUACUGUAG